Messenger RNA from Sitophilus oryzae (rice weevil), 2796 nucleotides. RefSeq lists its product as uncharacterized. Bases 30 to 2486 code for a protein of 818 amino acids. The transcript has 8 exons. Gene Ontology annotation, biological process: protein ubiquitination. The record is from RefSeq and is a predicted model, not a curated record. Gene Ontology annotation, cellular component: Cul4-RING E3 ubiquitin ligase complex. Lineage: Eukaryota; Metazoa; Arthropoda; Insecta; Coleoptera; Curculionidae.
UUCGCCAAUCCUUCGAAUAGCCAAACAACAUGGCGUCUAUAACAUCCGAAGAUGAAAAUUCCGAAGAUAAUCUAUCAGAUUUUACUCCUAUAUCUAAUUAUUCGAUUAUUUCGGAUGAAAGUAAUGGACCAGGCAAUGCAACGUGUAUUGAAAAUACCAUAAAACCCCCUAAUUUAGCUACAAAUAUAUUAAAUAGAGAGUUGUAUGGGAGAUUCUGUAGAACUUCUAAAUCUAAGACUGAAAAAGUAUUUAAGAAUAUUCAUACCAAGUGCAGGUAUUCCUUGAGCUCCCUAAUCAAGGAAUAUGAAGCUUUAGGUCAUAUUUAUAUGGGGUUCACUCUCUGUGGUCAAUACUUUUUAAGUUAUACUGAAAAAGUGUUUGAGAGUACUUCUUCAAGGGAUCCUUACAAUAUGUUCUUCUUUAUUCACCCUUAUGAAUAUGAACUGUAUAUUUGGCGAUUUGUUCCCGGGCUAAAAUUGCAAUUUGUAUCAAGACAUAAAAUAUUCUGUCAUUUAAAAGGAGAUUAUGUAUUGGACAAGAUUAUGUUUAUGCAGUUUCCAAAUGAUGUACAUAAAGUUGUAUGUUACGGAUAUGAUGAAUCUCAUCAUCCAGAUUUAUUUCAUAUUAGUGUUGUAACAUUACCUUCUCCAGCCAGUUGUAUUCACUGCCAUGAACAAUUGUUUUUUAAUACAAAAUGUUUGCCGCAAAGCUGGUGUACCAAACAUGGGUUUGUUAUACAUUACAUGUUUUCUAUGACCCAUCCUGCUCCUACAUUUCACCCCAAAAUAUCCCUUGGAUAUCCUGAUCAUUUAGUUGUUAACACAGGUCAUCACAUUCAUAUUUUAAAUAUUAGUACUUUAGGCCCUCCACAAGCAAACGUUACUUUGACAAAUUUCAUUAAAGAAGAAGAUGUGAAAGGUAAUAUACCUAUUACGGCAAAUUUUUUUAACGAUACAUUUAGUGAGGUAUCUGAAUCAACUAGUGAUCAUUUCGGCUGUAGUAGUGUAGUUGAUGCCAUUUUAGAAGACUUUAGUGAAUAUGACUUAGAAUCUAGUGAAGGUAAUAAACCAUUUCAUGAGCUUAAUAUUAGUUGUGAACCACUCAAUGUUACAGGGAAAAGUUACCAUAAUACUUUGGUACAAAAUAUUCUCGAUCCUAGAAUUAAACGUUUACAAAACAGUUCUAAAGAAUACGUGUUUUCUGUUCCUCAAACCUCAAUGUCGCAAUCUCAAAAACAACCCGAAAAAACAAAAAUCGAUAAGAAGAACGCGGAAAAAGCUUACGAGUUUAUCGAGGAAAAUGAAAAAUAUGAAAAAAUUAGUCUGUUUAGGAAAAAACGUUUAGCCGAUAAAAAAUAUGAAUUCUCGGAAGACAAUACUGAGAAUAUUGUGCCAUUCCAUAUCCUUAGGCGCGAGCGUAGGUAUUUAUAUAGAUCGCAAGGUCGCGGUAUCCGAUCGCCAGAUUUUAAUUCGCUAUUCUUAAGUCCGCGAUCGCCGGGUUGGCGCUCGCCAAUGCAGAGCCCCAAUUCGCGGUGCGGUCAAUUCUCGCCCAGCGGGGCACGCCAUAUCUAUUGUACAUCCGUCCGAAACUCCCCUCAUCAUUCUAAAUCCCCAAUCAGUCCCAAAGAGGCCGCCAGAAAGGUAAACGUCUACUCGCCAGGUUUAGACAGCGAUUGCUCUGAUUCGGACAGUAGACUGGUGCUAAAAACCCCUGUUAAUUUUACUACCUCCAAUUUUAAUGCAGAUAGUCGAUUUAAUCAAAAUGGAUUGCUUAUAGUGGACCCCAAGACUGAAACACCCAAAUGGAUCAAGAAAGUAGUCAGGAGGUAUUCCAACGGCGAUUUUGAGAAUAGCUCUUUGUUAUCUGGACAAAGUCGAGAUGACUAUAACAAUCCGAUAGAAAUUCCUUUACUCGUACAGAGCCUGACUGAUCAACAGUUCGAUAUAGUAUCGGACAACGUGACUGAUCGACAAAUAAUAGUGACCCAGAGAUCGAUGGACUGCGAACAAUUUGUACAGAAGCGAGCUCAGAUCCUCUGUGCUGAGGCCAAUUUGGUGUUUAUGUAUUGUGAAGACUAUGAUAUUAAAAUUAUUUACGUUUGCCCACUAAAUGGUAUAAUACUGUGCCAAGCCGUAAUCAAAAUUGGAGCGCUUAAAUCGAUGGUACAGAACUCGAUAGUUGAGAACUACUGGGCACGCUUCUUGUUUACAUGGAAUAUAACCACAGAUGCCUUCGACGUUAUUGAUCCUAAAACUAAAGAUAAAUUAUUUUUAGCUAAAGAGCAACUUACAACCCCCACAGCAAAGUUUCCCAGAUUCGCUGGCAAUAAAGUGUGGGUUCUCUCAUACGACACGUCGCAUACAACGAAAUCUUAUCUCAGGGAUAGCAAUAAUAUUUUUGAAAUAUGCAUGGGUUCUGCUAAUCUUUUACCCAACAGAUUUUUUACGUUCAGCGACGAGUAUAUCACUGAUUCGGAUACAGAAUAAAAAUGCAUCUUUUGUUCCUUUAUAAUAAAGACAAGUUGGAAAACCGUUCUGUAUUACAUAUAGGAAAUAAUCAAGUAUAUAUAUUUACUUUCGUUUUACAAUUUCUUAUUAUUUAUUGAUAAUUAAACGUCAGUUUAUUUUGGCUAUUUAAACGACCUCAAAGUUUUACAAAAACUGUAGAUAUAGAAAUUCCAAAAUGUAUUGUUAAUGGUUUAUUUCAACAUUCUCAUACCAGUAUGUUUUAGAUUUAAUAAGUUUAUCAACUGUGAUUUUAAAUGUUGUGAAGAUAUAAAAUACAUUAUUAAAAAUA